AUGGGCCAGGAGAAUUCUAAAAGGGCGUUUGCCUGCAGCCUUCGAGAGCUGCUUCAGACGGGAGGAGCUGGGUUGUCAGAUAGUGUGUUGGAAGAUUUUUUGGCAGAGGUAGAUUCAUGCUGCCCAUGGUUCCCUCGAGAAGGAACGUUGAACAAAAAGACCUGGGAGACGGUCGGAGAGGUUUUGAAAACCACCAGGGCAGAUUAUAACACCCUCUGUCUUUGGAAACUGGUAAAAGAUGCUAUUGAUAAUAAAACAGAUAAAGAGACCUCGCAGGUGUUAGCUAUUGCCCAGGCACAGCUUGAAGAGUUCCAAGAACACCCAUCAGAAAGCCCUUGUACAAAAAGGGGCACUCUCAACCCUACAUCAGGGAAAUGUAGACCUAGUACACCUUCUCCAGCUCAGAUAAAAGAAUUCGGAAACUCUGAAUUAGAGAUGGAAAUUAAACUGCAGAGAUUGACUAAUGAGCUACAGGAGUUAAAGUGUCAGUCAGGUGCAAAAAGGAUCGAUGAUUCUGGGAUACGUCAAUCGCCAUUAGAAAGAGCCGUGAGUCAGGCCCGCAGGGAUGGGCAGGAUACAUAUGACGUGUUAGCGUUUCCUGUAUUGGAAGUAGUUGAUCAACAGAACCAAAGAACUAGACAAUAUCAGGCAUUGGAGUUUAAAGUGAUAAAAGAGUUGAAAACUUCGGUUUCUCAAUAUGGGCCUACGGCGCCCUUCACACAAGCUUUAUUGGAUACUGUGGUAGAAUCAAAUUUAACACCCCAAGAUUGGAAAACUUUGUGUAAGGCUACUUUGUCAGGAGGAGAUUACUUGCUUUGGAGCUCAGAAUGGCGUGAGGCUAGUAAGAAAACUGCCGCGAUGAAUGCUCAGGCAGGUAAUCCUAUUUGGGACUUGAACAUGCUUUUAGGAGAAGGUCAAUAUGAAGGGAAUGCUAAUCAGGUCGAGCUGCCUCCAGGUGUGUACGCACAGAUUGCAAUGGCUGCUCGCCGUGCUUGGAAUCAGUUACCUACUAAAGGGGAUGUUAAUGGGAGUUUAUCCAGCAUCAAGCAGGGUCCUGAUGAAUUAUUCCAGGACUUCGUGGACAGGCUGCAAAAGACAGCUGGUAGAAUUUUUGGAGAUCCUCAGUCAGGAAUUCCUUUUGUUACACAGCUGGCCUAUGAGAACGCUAAUGCAGCUUGCCGCGCGGCUAUCAGGCCUUACAAGGCAAAGACAGAUUUACAUGGAUACAUUCGUCUUUGUGCUGAAAUUGGGCCCUCUUACAAUCAGGGUCUGGCCAUGGCCGCUGCUUUUCAGGGGACCACUAUACAUGCAAUGCUUGCACAGAGCUGUAAAGAUAGAAGAUGUUAUAAAUGUGGAGAUACAGGUCAUUUUAAAGGUGACUGUCCCAGGAGAAAGGGCGUGGACUAUCAACCAGGUCGCAUGUCAGGAAUUUGUCCUCGGUGCAAGAAGGGUCGUCAUUGGGCUAACAAAUGUAAUGCUAAAACAGAUAAUCAGGGCCGUCCCUUGUCGGGAAACGAGUGGUGGGGCCAGCCCUAGGCCCCCAGGAAUCCACAGCCAACAGCUUAUGGGGCCAUGAAGCUGUUGCCAAGUCAGGGAAAUCUAUUUCAGAACUUAUUAGAGCAACCCCAGGAAGUGCAGGAUUAGACCUUAGUUCCACUACCCAUGCUGUACUGACACCAGAAAUGGGAGUUCAGACGUUGCCUACAGGAGUUUUUGGGCCCUUGCCUCCAGGGACUUGGGGAUUACUU
Arvicanthis niloticus (Nile rat) is the source of this 1748-nucleotide messenger RNA. The record is from RefSeq and is a predicted model, not a curated record. Lineage: Eukaryota; Metazoa; Chordata; Mammalia; Rodentia; Muridae.